UCCGUCAGUCAGCAUGUCCGAGGUGCUGCCCUACAGCGAGGGGAAGAUGAGCGGCUACGGAGGAGAUAACGAUGUGAGCCAGAUCUCCUUCAGCUGCAGGCUGCAGGACACCAACGCCUUCUUCGGGACCUCGCAGUCCAAAAGACCCCCCAAACUCGGGCAGAUCGGCAGAGCCAAGCACGUGGUGAUCGAAGAUGACCGAAUAGACGAAGUCCUCAAAGGCAUGACAGACAAGUCCUCCCCCGGUGUUUAAACCCCACGGAACGAUGCCUCGUCAAUGUUUUUCUUUUUCAGUCACCGGUUUGAAGCACUUGUCGACUGUGCAUGUGAUCUGUGAGGAGCAGCCGAGAAGGUUUUUUUAGGAGACUCGAAGCUGAAGGAGGAGGAGGAGGAGAUGCUGAGGAAGGCAAGGAGAAGGACGAAGAGAGAGCAGCGCUGGUUUGAAGGGGGAGGUUAGCUCAGAGAUUUGCAUUCGAAGCUGCUGGCGAUUCUCCAACCCAACCAAACCCAUUCCAAAAGAAAGAAGAAAAAAAAACAACACUCGAAGAAAGUUGACCAGCUCUUUUUUCAGUCUUCAGUCUUCAUUCAGCCCCAGCAGACGAGAGAAGCAGAGAAGAGUGGCUGGCUCUGACAUUUCAUCACACAUUUGAAGUGGCCUGAAGCCCUGUGUUCACAGAUCUCUCUCUCUCUGCAGGCUUUCAGUUCUCCAGCAGACGCGGAGCUGUCCAUUUCAGCACCACGCUUUAUUUUCAACACCAACAAUGCAGUGUUCUUCCCUUGCAUGGAAAAGGCGUGCUGCAUUGUAAACAAGAAGAUGCCAGUGCAUUUUCCUUCACGCUAAGCGUGCACCAACUCAAGCCCCAGCAAAGCAGCAGGUUAAAGAAAGAUGAAAAUCAUGAAUCACGAAAAGAUGAUUUUUUUUUUGUAAUGCCAGCAAGGAUGGUCUGGAGGGACGUGGAGUAAUAAUAACAACAAUAAUCACGAUGUUAAAGGACAAAGAAGGAGGAUAUCUUAAUUACUUUGUUCCAUCUCUUUUUUGUUCUUUUCAAAUGAAUAUUUGAGUUUGGCGUCGUGUAUAUAGUAAUAAUAUCUCUCUGGUCUCUUUGCAUGAACUUUAUGCUCUUGUGCCAAUGUGGGUGUUUCCACCUCUCUUAUAAAAAAUUCGAGCCCAGGCACGCUUCUUUUUACCGAAGUUCAUAUUUGUAUUUUUAUAACUGAAUAUAUUUGUUACUUAAGACAGUAGUAGUCUGGCGUGGAGUUUUCAUCAACAGGCAGAGUGUGUGGCCGUUCAGAGGCACAAAAAUGAUCUCAUAAACAGACAAAGUGAAUGUUUACUGGAGGCUUUUGCACACAUCAACAUCAACGUUACCCUGCUAUUGCUUUUUCAUUACUCGGUCAUAUAUUCUCUGUUGAUGAUGAUGAUGGAGUUGUUACAAUCGUUUUGGUUCGUUGUACUUUUUCCUGCAACAGUAUUGCUGGAAAAAAUAGUUUUUUUUAUUAUUUAAAAAAAAACACUUUGAUUUUUUUAUUUAUUUGAUGACGUUCAUUUUUUUAUUAUUGUUUUGAAAAAGGUCUAUAUAUGGUUUGUUGUGCAUGAACCUUAAUGUUUUCCAAAAUGACUGAACAUUUUAUGGAGCAAAAAAUUUACACAAGAAUGAACCUUUGUGUACAAUGAUGCCAUAUCACUGUACUUGGUGAAUUAAUAAAUGGGGACAGAAGCUGUCGAGACUGUU
Molecule: messenger RNA, 1733 nt
Organism: Astyanax mexicanus (Mexican tetra)
Lineage: Eukaryota; Metazoa; Chordata; Actinopteri; Characiformes; Acestrorhamphidae
Gene: camk2n2b
Product: calcium/calmodulin-dependent protein kinase II inhibitor 2
Exons: 2
Coding region: 14-253 (79 amino acids)
Biological process (GO): negative regulation of protein kinase activity
Molecular function (GO): protein kinase binding; calcium-dependent protein kinase inhibitor activity
Source: RefSeq, a predicted model, not a curated record